This is a messenger RNA of Penicillium macrosclerotiorum, 1305 nucleotides long. Its product is annotated as prephenate dehydrogenase (NADP(+)). Gene Ontology annotation, molecular function: NAD+ binding; prephenate dehydrogenase (NADP+) activity; prephenate dehydrogenase (NAD+) activity. Lineage: Eukaryota; Fungi; Ascomycota; Eurotiomycetes; Eurotiales; Aspergillaceae. Gene Ontology annotation, biological process: L-tyrosine biosynthetic process. The coding region runs from base 1 to 1305 and encodes 434 amino acids. The record is from RefSeq and is a predicted model, not a curated record. The transcript is spliced from 7 exons.
AUGGGACGCACUAAGCAAGAUGCCUCGAUUGGCAUCAUCGGGAUGGGUGAUAUGGGCAAGAUGUAUGCUCAGCGUCUGAGCGACGCCGGAUGGAGGAUUAACGCGUGUGACAUGCCUGAGAACUUUGAAUCUCUGACCCAAGAGUUCGCUUCUCAACCCCUGGUCACCAUUUUACCCAAUGGCCAUCUCGUUUCCAGACUUAGCGAUUUCAUUCUUUACAGUGUAGAAGCCGGCGUCAUCGACCGAGUCGUGGCGCAGUACGGGCCAUCUACUAAGGUUGGCGCCAUCGUGGGUGGCCAAACCUCCUGCAAAGCCCCGGAACUUGCAGCAUUCGAAAAACACCUGCCGGCCGACGUAGAGAUCGUAUCCUGCCAUUCGUUACAUGGGCCCAAAGUGAACCCCAAAGGCCAGCCUCUGGUCUUAAUUCAGCACCGAGCGUCUGACGAAAGCCUCCGAUUUGUCGACGGUAUUCUGUCGUCCUUCGGGUCCAAACAUGUCUAUCUCACUGGUGAGAUGCACGAUCGUAUCACCGCCGACACACAGGCAGUCACCCACGCUGCCUUCUUGAGUAUGGGGACUGCAUGGCAGGCCAAUAAUCAAUUUCCCUGGGAGAUCUCUCGCUGGGUGGGUGGCAUCGAGAACGUCAAAAUCAACAUCACCCUCCGUAUCUAUUCGAAUAAGUGGCAUGUCUAUGCCGGUCUGGCAAUCCUCAACCCGGCUGCGAAGCAGCAGAUUCGACAGUACGCCGAGUCGGUGACAGAACUUUAUAAGCUCAUGAUCGGAGGACAUCGGGACGAGCUCAAGCGCCGAGUGAAGGCGGCCGGUGCCGCUGUUUUCAAAAAGGACACCGAGGGACAAGAUCUGUUGCUGAAGGACGAGGUACUCGAUCGAUUUUCUCUUUCCAAUCGCUCGCGUGAGAUGUCUCCACCGAAUAGUCAUCUAAGCUUGCUUGCCAUUGUCGACUGCUGGUCUAAGCUUGGUAUCGUACCUUACGACCAUAUGAUUUGCUCCACGCCGCUCUUUCGUCUCUGGCUGGGAGUCACCGAGUACUUGUUCCGCAACCCUGAGCUCCUCGACGAAGCUCUGGAUACCGCCAUUGACGAUAAUACCUUCCGCUCCGAUGACCUAGAGUUUACAUUUGCUGCUCGGGCGUGGUCUGACUGUGUCUCCUUCGGAGAUUUUGAGUCCUACAGGGACCGAUUUGAACGGAUUGCUCAGUACUUCGCACCCCAAUUCCCGGAAGCUGCCAAGCUUGGAAACGAGAUGAUGAAGACGAUCUUGGAGAAAACCACCAAUCAACCUUGA